UCCUCAUAUGGUAACUCAACAUUCUUUGACUAAUUUCUUUGUAAUACUUUGUGGUUUUAAUGAAAAAUUUUGUACAUUUCUGUGUAAACUUUCCUUUUGUGAAAUGAAGUUCUCAUAUUUUUAACUUUGGAUGAAGUAGUGGUUUUUUUGUUUGAUCGGGUUUUUUUCUUUACUGGUAACAUUUGAAGAUGCAUUUGCAUCCUUAGUUUUUUGGCAGAAGUAGACUUAGGCAGGACAUUGCUUACUUUGCAUAUAGAGAAGUUAAAGUACAUAUUGGGUGCAUAGUGAAAGGCAUAUGAUGAUUUAAUUUAGCAUAUCUGUUGAUAUAACUGCAGCAUUUCUUUAUAGUUCUGUGUGUGCUCAUUCGUAAUUUGCAGUAGAAACUUUAAAUGUCAGUGUGUCAUCAUCAAAAAUAAACAGCAUGUAUUGAUGUAUAUCAUUGUUUCCCAGUUUUGGGAAUUCCAGUGACUUUUCACUUCCACAGGAUUUGUGAAGGUUUGUGUUUUGUGGUUGCAGUUGGUGUUAUUUGUUUAUCAUUUAAUGGACACCUUUUAGCCUGUUCUAUGUAGCAUUUCUUUGAAGUUUGUUUAGUGGUCAUUCAAUAUUCCUUAUUGCAAAGAAGACUUUUUAUUUUACAAUUAGGAUGAGUUUUUUAAUGUUGUUUCAUCUACUGUUCUUUUAGCACAGAUGGAAGAGUUACAGAACUUAGGUAUGUAAGGAGUGGCAAUUUCACUGACAUAAGUACAAAUUUGUGGCAGAUUUUACUCUCUUUGGACAACUUAAAGUAACCUGUUUGUGGAAUAGUUACAGGUUAAAUCGAACUGCUUGUUUAGUUAAAAGAGAUAGUUUGUACCUGAGUGUUUGUGUUCGCAUUAGGAAUGUUAGUUGAAAUUUUGUAUUUUGUAUUUAUAUUACCAAAGGGAGAUUUUGGAAAGUUUAGAUGGAAAUUCAGUUAUCAGAGCUCAGUACUUGCUGUAUACUGAGCAAAAACUAAGGGAGGAAUGUGAAGACUUCACUCUUAUGGUACAUAUAUAUGCAGUAUAUAUAUAUAUUACAUACUUGUUCAUUAGGAACAAUUCAAUACCUGUUGCUGUGGUUCUGUGGUUUUCCAUUUUUUUGGCAUUUAUUUUAUGACAGAGGAAAGCUGUGCUCAGAAGUAUGCAUCUGAAAGUUGUGUGCUGUUCCGUGUUCUUGGAUUGCCUCAAACUGUUUCCCAGCUGGGACCAGAAAUGUAUAUCAAUCUGCAUGGUAGGACAAAAAGCAGACAUCCCUGCUUGUAGGGAGUCUCAUGGUAUUUGAUUGUGCUUCUUAAAUUCAUAUGGAAGCCCAAGGGUCUCAGCUCUUAUAAUAUAUAAAAAAAUAAGCAGAAAACCCAACAGCCACCUCUGUUGUAUUUGUAUACACCUGGAUUUGUAUUCAGGACAGUUAAGGGGAAAGUUAAGGAAGUAUGCUCAUAAGCAGAUCCAAGAUUUUAAAUAGGUAAACAAAAUUAACUAAACAUAGCUCGUGAAGUCAUCAGUCAGCAUAAGAAACUUUUGACUGUUUGCUUGACUCAAGAUUUCGGAGUGUUUUCAUGUAGAAUACUAUUAGCAUUUUGUUUUAUUGGGUCUUCUAUCUCAUGUAAUGAUUUUGUGGCCUUUAGACUCAUUUCUUAGUGAUUUAUGGUAGUUUAGUAUAAAAUACACAGUGAAUUCUGUAUUAAAUAUAUAAAAAUGCUUAAACACUAUUAUCAUGAAAUUUCUGCUCUCCAUAUUUCUGAUCAGUUUAGCCGUUUGAAUUAAAAUUAUUCUAAAAUUGGAGUAGAUACAGAGGUUUAUUCAUUUUAUUAUGAUUCGAAGAUUUCAUUGUACCGAAAGGCAGCAAGGCUGGUGAAGGGUCUAGAACGCGACUCCUGUGAGGAGUUGCUGAGGGAGCUGGGGUUGUUUAGCCUAGAGACGAGGAGGCUCAGGGGUGGCCUUAUCACUUUCUAUGAUUGCCUGAAAGGAGGCUGUAGCCAGGUGGGGGUCGGUUUCUUCUCACAGGCAGCCAGAGACAGGACAAGAUGACACAGGCUUAAGUUGUUCCAGGAGAGGUGUAGGUUGGACAUUAGGAAGAAUUUUUUCACAGAAAGAUUAAUUGGGCAUUGGAAUGGGCUGCCCAAGGAAGUAAUGAAAUUACUGUCCCUGGGGGUGUUUAAGGAAAGACUGGAUGUGGCAUUUAGUGCCAUGGACCACCUGACAUGGUGGUAUUUGGUCGUAGGUUGGACUUGAUCUCAGAGGUUGUUUCCAGCCUAAUUGAUCUGUGAAAGUAGUGUCAUUUAGGCUGGAAGGACUGCUGACUUAAUGUCCUCUGAAAUAAUUAAAACAGAAUCAUAUUUUAUUUGCUGUUGUUUAGAGAGGUUUAGUCUGGCUUUGUGGCUUGUUUUUUGUAUGCUUGUUUUGUUUGUUUGCUUUCCCCCUGACUUAUCAGCAUAAGCACAAGAUUUUUUUAGUUAAAAUUACUGUGAAUCUGGCUUCUGUGUAGAUCCUAAUGCUUUUUGGAAGCCUGCAGCAGUUGUCCAAAUCUGAAAAACAUUUUUAUUUUUAAUUCUGUUUCUGUCUGAGAAGAGGCAGUAGGUCAUGCCUGCUUCACAGUCUACACACAUUGUCUUCAGGUGGCCUGGUGAGGCAUUUUUGGGAGAUGGUGUCUUUCAUUCUGAGGAUAUGAAACAAGAGGACUCUUCUUAUAGUCUUUCCCACUGAUACAUAGAAGUUCAGUAUACUAAAUGUGUCAGGCUGAUAAAGAAUUUGUGUGGUCUCUUUGGAAACAUCUCCAGGUGUCAAAACUGGAUCUUACUCAAGCUGUCAGCUUGGUUGUGGAAAGAGAAAAACAGAAAGCUGAAGUCAAGGACAGAAGCAUUUUAGAGGUUUUGCAAGCCAAAGACAGCAAAAUAGAAUCUUUAGAACAGAGGCUCACAGGACAACAGCAGGAGAUAAACAGCUUAAUGCAGAGAAAAAGUGCUGUGGAUGGGGAAAAUGCCCGUUUGAAGAAUGAAUUCGGUAACUUGAACCGGAAAUUUAAAGAUAAAAGCCAAGAACUUAAGGACACUGAGGAGUGUGCACAGAAGAAGGAAGAGCAAAACAGACUGGUUAUAAAAAACCUGCAGGAGGAAAAUAAGGGAUUAAAUAUAUGCUGUGCUGACCUGCUAAGUGACCUGGAGAAACUGAGGAAGCAGGAGGCACAAUGGAAAAAAAAAAAAACUGGCAAUAAUACCAGAAUAAAGAAUUUGGAAACUGAUUUAGAAGAGACAAGGGAACAAAAAAAUUUGCACAGUAUAUGCAGUAACUUGUCAUCUCAGGUAGAUAUGAAACUAGAAGAACUUUUCCAAAAGGAUUGUGAUGUGAUUGGUGCUAAAUUUAUGGAGUUAGAGGAGGUACAAAAUCUUUACAGACAAAACAUGGAAGAUAGAACACAGCAGGCUGAGCUGAUAAAGCAGCUAGAGGCUCUCAGUGCUGAUACACAAAAAGUACUGCAAGACCAAGAAUAUGCUCACACAGCUAAAACAAUAUAUGAAAAAGUAUGUUAUUCUGCUUUAUACUCAGAGGGAAGAUUAAGAAGGAAGAAGGCAAGGAAGAAUUUCUAUAAACAACUUCACAUGCCUUCUACUGUAUUUCUACAGCCUUCUCUAAGUGAGCUAGAGGGCUAUAUUACAGUGCAAGAAUCUGAAAUGGAGCUUUUACAGAAGAAAGUGAAGGAAGCAGAUCUUAACCUAGCAGAGCAUAAUUUGUACACUACAAAUACUCUGGAAAGCAACAAUAUAAGGACUGGAAGAAAGCACGAGGAACCACCUGUGAAACGUUCAAGGUCUCUGUCCCCAAAGAGCUCUUUUAGAGAGUCAGAAGAACUAAAGAAGCUUAAAAUACUAAGAGCAGCCUAUGGAAAACACGAAGAAAGGCUGCAGAUGUUACAGACCAACUACAGAGCGCUAAAAGAGCAGUUAAAGCAGUGGGAAGAGGGCAAUAGCAGCCUUGAAAAUAGUAAAAGCAGAUACCAGCAUACAGGCUCCUGUCAGCUUUGUCAAGAGGAUCCUGAUGUGAUGUGGAAUGAACUGGCUUUUUUCAAAAGGGAGAACAAAAAGCUGUUGAUUGAGAAACUGAAUCCUGAGGAAGAAUUGGAUCAGAUGACAAUUUAUUUUCUGAUAGAGCCACUUUUUAAACUUAGGGAAGAUGAUGGGAUCAAGGGUAAUACUCCAAAAAGGUAUGUGAGAGAAGUUUCACAUGAGAUGCUACAGAAGGUACAACAGCUAGAAAGAAGACUCAAAGCUAUUGAAGGGGAAUUAAAGAAACAGAAAGAAGUAAAUAAAGAUUUACUGAAUGAGAAAGUGUACUUGAAAGUAUCUUUAAAAGUGCAAAAGGAAGAUGCAGACACAAGAAAAAGAUAGCUAGAAACACUACUGAAGAGGAUUUGUGAGGUAAAAAAAGAAAAAGCAGAACUUCAAUUCGUGAUUGAUGAGAAGGAAAAAGAAGCUGCCUCUUUGAAGAGGCAAGUGACAGAAGCUAACAGGUUGAGAAAUGAAAGUGAAGAUUUGCUGAGUCAAGUGCAGGAACAGAAGUGUUUGCUGGAUACAGCCAAAGCAGUGGCAAUCUCUAGGCAAUGUAAUUGCAAGAUAACAGGCACCAAGGUUAAAUUAAAAACAGCCAAGGAAAAGAGCUCUUUGGGACAUCAUGGAGCUUUUCUCAAACAGUCCAUCAAGGUUAUGAGUAAUGUGUUUGAGAACUUCAGUAAGGACGGCUGGGAGGAUAUGAGUGAAAGCAGUGACUCUGAAAAACCAGCUUCUGAAAGUUUGGAAACAGUGAUUAUGAAGGCAGUGCAAAACAUUGAUCCACUGCCAGGCAGAAGUGAACAAGAAGAAAAAAAGCCCAGCAAUGUGCUUCAUUUAGAAGUCCAAAAUGAGCAAUAUGACAAAAAUGAAAAUGAUUUGAAAACAUGGUUUAUGAGUGUGAAAGAAAUGAGCAGACCAAAAGGGAGAAGUAUCACUGUCCAGAAACUGGGCUACUCUGUUACUCUACUGUAGGAAAAAAUUAGGCCACUGCAGAAGCAGAUAGCUGUUGUACACAGGAAAAAAAAGACAGCAAUGGCUUCCAUUAAAAAUGUUAAAUAAACCAUUGAAAAAUUAACAAGUCAGAUACAUUUGGCUGAUCAGACAUUUCAAGUUAAUAAACUGGCAAUAGAGAUUUUGACCUCCAACCUGGCCAAGUGGCAACAGGAGAAGGAAGAUCUACAAGGAAAAUUAAAGUUGAGAGAACAUCUGUCUCAAACUGCUGGCAAGAGUGAAGCCAUCCCAGCUCCUUCAAAGAACAUUGAUUUAGAGAUGAAACAUCUGCAGUGCAAACUAAAGAAUUCGAACACUGGGAUCGCUAAGCAAUCGACCACCAUUAAGUCACUGAAAAAACAAGUCCAGGGAAAAGAAGAAUGGAGUCAGGAGCUACAAGCCAAAAUUUCUGGGUUGGAGAGGGACAUUACUAUGAAAUGACAUUUGAUAGAAGGCUUAAGGUCUUGCCUAAAAGCAAAUCAAGAAAAUGAGAAAACCUCAAAUGAAAUAUUGGAAAGUCUUGAGAGAAAGGUGAAGGCACUGGCUGAAGAAAAAAUUUCCAUUGACUCAAUAAAACAGAGGUUUAAUGUAGCCAUGAAAGAGAAGUCUCAGUAUGAGCAGAUGUAUCACAAAGCUAAAGAUGAUUUGGAGAUAAAGGAUCUCAAGAUUACUAAAUUAGAGAGAAAAGCUAUUGAGACUGAAUAUGCUAUGACAGAGCUUGAAACUGCUGCAUCUCAACAGCGGCUGUUGCAGAGUACACAGGCUUUGGAAUCUCUACAGAAGGAGCUGCUGCUCGCCAGUGACAAAGCAGAAGAGUUCAAGACAUUUGCGAAGGCUCUAACCAGAGAGUUACAUCACAGUGAACAAGAGCUGAGAACAAAAAUCACUGGCAAAAAAAUGGGAGAAAUGAAAGCAUGCAAAAAGGGUCUUCCCCAAGAGAGUCUUCAGUUAGCAACAUCUAUCCCUAAUGUUUCAACAACCAAUCUUUACAAAAUACUACAAUACAACUUCUUUUACAAAAAGAAGGAUGAUGAGGAAACAGCAGAAACAAAAGUGGAAUUUGAAAAAGAUAAAGAAUGGCUACAGCAUAUACAGAAACUCCUUGAAGCACAGUUUCCUUUUGCUUCAUACUUAAUGGAUGCUGUACUGGAAAAAUUAAAUGAGAAGAAGAAAUUUGUAGAAGAGUACAGCUCCCUCAUGAAGCACUCUGUAUGA
Molecule: messenger RNA, 6265 nt
Organism: Motacilla alba alba
Lineage: Eukaryota; Metazoa; Chordata; Aves; Passeriformes; Motacillidae
Gene: CNTLN
Product: centlein
Biological process (GO): centriole-centriole cohesion; protein localization to organelle
Cellular component (GO): centriole; centrosome
Source: RefSeq, a predicted model, not a curated record